This is a messenger RNA of Gastrolobium bilobum, 3930 nucleotides long. RefSeq lists its product as uncharacterized. The coding region runs from base 1 to 3930 and encodes 1309 amino acids. Lineage: Eukaryota; Viridiplantae; Streptophyta; Magnoliopsida; Fabales; Fabaceae. The record is from RefSeq and is a predicted model, not a curated record. The transcript has 3 exons. Gene Ontology annotation, molecular function: RNA-DNA hybrid ribonuclease activity; nucleic acid binding.
AUGAUUGUGCUGACUUGGAAUUGUCGUGGUGCGGCGAAGAAAAGAUUCAAAAGCAUCAUGAAGACUCUUUCCAGUAAGUAUAAGGUGGAGAUGGUGGUGCUUUUAGAGCCUAGAGUUAGUGGCUCAGGAGCGAACACAAUUAUUAGUAGCCUUGGGUAUGGCAAUUCGAUUUUUGAAGAUGCAGUAGGUUUUGUAGGGGGGAUUUGGAUUUUGUGGAACGACCUCAACUUCUCUGUGGAGCUGGUGGAGAAGAAUUCCCAAGCUAUCCUUACAAGGAUUAAGCCUCACAACAGUCAACCGUUUCUUUUUUCUGCUAUCUACGCAAAUCCGAGAGUGGAAAAAAGAAGUGAGCUUUGGGAGGUCCUUAAGAGGUGGCAGCAUGAGUUUGAUGAGCCUUGGUUGGUAGCCGGGGAUUUUAAUGAAAUUCUGUCUGCGGAUGAGAAGAAGGGUGGUGCUCCUGUUGAUAUGGGAAGAUGUAGAUCCUUUGCUUCUGUCCUUGAUGAGUGUGUAAGCUCAUGGAUCUUGGUAGCUCAGGGCCUUUUUUCACCUGGAAGGGGCCAAAUGGUCCAAGUCCUUCCUAGAUCCAAUUCGGACCACAACCCUCUCCUUAUUGUGCUUUCCCCAGUCAACCAGGAAUGGGAGGAUCGUCCUUUUAGGUUCUUUCCUCCCUGGCUUGAGCAUCCGGGAUUUAAGAUCAUGCUGGAGGAGGAAUGGAGGAAGUCAGGGGGUACUAUGUCUAAUCUUAUGGGCCUGAUUCCGACUCUUAGACAUUGGAAUAUAAACACCUUUCGUAAUAUCCAUAAGAAGAAGAUGACUCUCCUCAGAAGACUUGAUGGUAUUCAAAGGAAUCUGGAGCGUGGUCAUAAUCCUUUCCUGGAGAAUUUGGAGAUUGAACUUAGUCUGGAAUUGGACCUAACCCUUGAUAUGGAGGAGCAACUCUGGUUUCAGAAAUCAAGGGCCAAUUGGAUCAGGGAUGGGGAUCGUAACACCAGGUAUUAUCAUACUAUUGCUGUGGCUCGCAGGCGCAAGAAUAAAGUCCUUUCUCUGAAGAAUGAGAUGGGUAUUUGGAUUCGUAGUGAAGAUGCUCUUAAAAGCUUGGCCUCUAAUUACUACUCUAAUCUGUUUGCUGAUGAUCAACCGGUUAGGACUUGGCUCUCCACGCAGGUUAACUGGCCUUCGCUGGAUCCUGCUGACUGUCAUCUUCUGAGCAAACCGAUUACUAGAGAGGAGAUUAAAGUUGCGUUCUUUCAAAUGGGGCCUCACAAAGCGCCUGGAAAUGAUGGCUUUCCUGCAAUCUUCUACCAUCGUAAUUGGGACCUGAUAGCUGAUCAAGUUUGUAAUGAUAUUACAGGUUUCUUCAACAACCCAGAAGGCAUUAAAUCGGUAAAUGAUACUCUGUUAGUUCUCAUUCCUAAAGUUGAUAUUCCUGAGAAAAUCGAUCAGAUGCGGCCUAUUGCUCUCUGUAAUGUCCUGUAUAAGGCUACCACGAAGAUCAUUGUGAAUCGGUUGAAAGGGGUCAUGGACAAACUAGUCUCCCCCUUUCAGACCAGUUUUGUUCCCGGGAGAGUCAUCCAUGAUAAUAUUAUUAUUGCUCAAGAAAUGACUCAUUCUAUGAACAGAUUAGCGGGAAAGAAAGCUUAUAUGUCGAUCAAAAUUGACCUUGCCAAGACGUAUGACAGGCUGAAUUGGAAUUUCAUUUAUCAGGUCCUCUUAGAAGCUGGUAUUCCUCUUGAUAUGGCAGAGGUGAUCAGAGCCUGUAUUACCUCCCCCCGCUUCCAGGUGUUAUGGAAUAGCAGCCGUUCUGAUCCGUUCUAUCCCUCGAGGGGUAUUCGGCAAGGGGAUCCUAUUUCUCCCUACCUAUUUGUGAUGUGUAUGGAUAAACUCUCUCACCUUAUUGCUGGAGCGGUGAGAGCGAAACGCUGGAAACCCAUGAGAGCGAGCAGGAAAGCACCGUUUAUCUCCCAUCUCAUGUUUGCAGAUAACCUGGUCCUUUUUGGGGAGGCAAGUCUUGUCCAGCUGGAUGUGAUGCUGGAAACGCUCAAAAAAAUUUGUGAUAUGUCUGGGCAGGUGGUGAGUAUCGAGAAAACUGUGGUGUACUUCUCGAAGAAUACUACUUCGGAGGUGAAGGAGUUGUUAACUCAAGCUAGUGGGUUUAAGGCUGCUGAUUCUCUGGGGAAGUACUUGGGCUCCUUUCUGUAUCAUGGUAGAGGUCGUUCCACCCUUGCAAAGUCAGUUAUCAGCUCUAUCCCUACCUUCCACAUGCAACAUGGCUCCAUUCCCCUCUCAGUGUGCAAUGAAAUUGAAAAGCUCCAAAGAGGCUUCAUAUGGGGAGACUGUGUUGAGAGGAAGAAGGUACACCUUAUAGCGUGGAACAAGCUUUGUAAGCCUGGGUGGGUUGGAGGCCUGGGUUUGCAUAACCUCAAGGUCCAUAAUGAAGCUUUCCUUUUCAAAAUUGCUUGGCAGAUUUUAAACAACAACAAUGCUCUUUGGGUCCGUUUGCUUCUGGGAAAAUAUGGCAGGAAGUUUGAUGUUAGAAGAUCCUCCUCAUCCCAACCUUAUGACUCUGUGAUGUGGAGAGCCCUGUGUAGCAUUUGGGACAGGUUCCUUGGGUGUCUUCAGUGGAAAAUUGGUAAUGGUAGAGAUGUGUAUUUCUGGAAAGAUUCCUGGUUGCACUCGAUUCCCACUAUCAGUGAAUUUUGCACCUCCUCCCUCUCCCCUGCUGCUUUGGAGGCUAAAUUCGCUGACAUGGUAGACCUUAACAUAGGGGAUUGGCAGCUAGAUAUCCCCCAAAGCAUGCUUCCCAAGGACGUGGUAGAUCAAAUUAGAUCAGUUAUCCCUCCAACGCUCUCGAGUGAGACUGACCGCCUGGUCUGGAAGAGUAACACAAACAAAAGGAGCAUUGUUAAACAUGCUUAUACCAGUCUUAUGGGGUUUGAGUAUAUCAACAGGGACCCAAUUUGGGGAUCUAUCUGGAGAUGGCAAGGGCCGCAGCGUUUUCGUCAAUUUACUUGGCUGAUUUUUCAUGGUAGAAUCCUUACUAGAGAGGUGACAGCAGCCUGGGGAGGUUCUCCUUUCUGCCAUGUGUGUCUGGAUAAGGUAGAAAACAUCAUGCAUGUGCUUCAUGAUUGCAAAAAAGCGCUCCCUGUUUGGAAUUUCUGGUUUGCAGGGAAUAUCCCCUGUGACUUCCUGUCCUUGCCCCAAGAGGAGUGGAUUCGAAAAAACGUAGACAAAGGGUGGACUCACUCUCAGCUUCUACCUUGGCAAGAUCUCUUCAAUACUACAGUCUGGUUCUUAUGGAACUGGAGAAAUAAAGAGACUCAUGAAGCUAACUUUUGCAGACCGAUCAAUGUUCCUCUGUUCAUCACGAAUUAUAUUAUGGAGUAUAAGAGUGCUGCUGUGAGUAAUGCACCCAGCAGCUUCCUUCCCCAGCCGAGAUGCAGGGUGAAGUGGAAGCCUCCCCCUUCAGGUUGGUGGAAACUGAAUGUUGACGCAGCUUUGAGGAGGAAUCCGUGUCAAGCUGCUUGUGGUGGGCUCAUUAGGGAUGAGUAUGGGAAUUGGGUUUCUGGUUUUGUGUAUAAUAUAGGUAGCUGUGAUCCCUUGACGGCAGAAUUUUGGGGCAUCCUAAAAGGUCUUCAAUUCGCGUGGGAAAUGAAAGUUCAGAACCUUAUUGUUGAGAGUGACUCCCUCCAGGCCAUCCAAGCUAUAGUCGGCAAGAGAGAGGACAACGCUUGUUACGCUCUGAGCAAUACCAUCCAGCGUUUGCUGGAUAAGGAUUGGCAUACAGUCCUGCUUCAUGUUCGUAGAGAGGGAAACCUUUGUGCGGAUUGGAUUGCUAAGUUUGCUUUCAAUGUUCAUGAUCGGUUUUUGGUGUUGGGUAGCAUCCCUUCUGGUUUAGGUCCCCUGUUAGAAGGGGGUGUUUGUGUUAGUUAG